UACGUGCGCGCCGUCGUCGCUGCCGUCCGCUAGGAGCGCCGGAGGGGUGUCAUGGCGAGUUCUACAGCCUCCACAGUGCGACCGCCGAGGCCCAAGAAAGAGCCGCAGGCGCUCGUCAUCCCCAAGAAUGCGGCGGAGGAGCAGAAGCUCAAGCUGGAGCGGCUCAUGAAAAACCCGGACAAAACAGUUCCAAUUCCAGAAAAAAUGAGUGAAUGGGCACCUCGACCUCCCCCAGAAUUUGUCCGAGAUGUAAUGGGUUCAAGUGCUGGGGCUGGAAGUGGAGAGUUCCACGUGUAUAGGCAUCUACGCCGGCGAGAGUAUCAGCGACAGGACUACAUGGACGCCAUGGCCGAGAAGCACAAAUUGGAUGUCGAGUUUCAGAAGAGACUGGAAAGGAAUAAAAUUGCUGCAGAGGAGCAGACUGCAAAGCGUCGAAAGAAGCGCCAGAAGUUAAAAGAGAAGAAAUUACUGGCAAAGAAGAUGAAACUUGAACAGAAGAAACAAAAAGAAGGACCCAGUCAGUCCCAAGAGCAUCCGUCCAGCAGCUCUGAGGAGGCAUCCGGGACAGAGGAGGAGGAAGAGGAGGAGCCCAGCUUCAUCAUGGGGCGAUGACUGCGGGUCACAGUGACUGUCUAGAGCCCAGGGCCUCAGAAAACCCUCCACAUGACCCAAGGAGAAAAGAGGCUGUUUGAACUCAGUUUCUAUCCCAAGCCUCGCUGAACAGAAGCAAGUGGGAAGCCGUCCCAGCUGCUCGAGGCCCUGCCAGUAGGCAGGACUCGGAGCCUGUGGGACAGAGAAGACUGUCUCCUGGACGCUCCAGGGCAAUGCCAAGGGGAGCUCAUUAAUGUUUCCGCUGAAAGGGGGAAAACGUUUAACCUUCUUCUUCCCCUGGUGUUUAUUCCCACGUACUUGGACAUUGACGCGUUUGGGGCUGAUUUCUAUGGAAGGAAUGUUUAUUUAGUAAAGAACAGAAAAACUUUGGA
This is a messenger RNA of Artibeus jamaicensis (Jamaican fruit-eating bat), 983 nucleotides long. RefSeq names its product PRKR interacting protein 1 (gene PRKRIP1). The record is from RefSeq and is a predicted model, not a curated record. Gene Ontology annotation, biological process: negative regulation of protein kinase activity. Gene Ontology annotation, molecular function: protein kinase binding; protein kinase inhibitor activity; double-stranded RNA binding. The transcript has 6 exons. Lineage: Eukaryota; Metazoa; Chordata; Mammalia; Chiroptera; Phyllostomidae. Gene Ontology annotation, cellular component: nucleolus. The coding region runs from base 52 to 612 and encodes 186 amino acids.